Messenger RNA from Maylandia zebra (zebra mbuna), 5040 nucleotides. Lineage: Eukaryota; Metazoa; Chordata; Actinopteri; Cichliformes; Cichlidae. The record is from RefSeq and is a predicted model, not a curated record.
UGGUUAUAUAAAUAUGAGUAUACAUAAUAGUUAUUAUUCAUAGAUACCUACAUCCUAAGUUCCUGUUAAUCUUCUGAAAGAAACAGAAUGAAUGUGUUGUUACAAUGGUAAUGCCAGGAGAGGCAGUAUUAGUUCUGUGUUACAUUAAUGUGUAAGGAAGUGGAAGAAGAGUGUGUCCUGUAGGAGGCAGUAGAAAAUGGAUGCUCAUGUUCUGUACAUGCCCUGAAAGUAAGGUUCAGUAAACCAGUGCAACGAUACCCCGGUGUAAGGCUCAGUUAUUGUAUUUUUAUUUUUUGAAGAUGCAACAUCUUUUUGGCGACGAGGACGUUUAGGGGGAAGGAGUUUGGGCGAUCGGACUGAAAGAAAAGAGAAGAAAAUAAAGUGAUGGAGUCGGCUACAGGUUUGGCUAGCUUUUCAAAGAAUGCAAAAGUUUUCGGCUGGAAAUAGAAGGCAGUGACCUCGAAGCGGAAAUGGCUACAAUUGGUACGCUAGUAGCGUUCGAUCCAAAGAAUCAGACUUGGGAUGAGUACACGGAAAUACUCGAGCAGUUUUUCGCAGCUAACGGGAUCGGCGAUGCAGAGAAACAAAGAGCGAUAUUAAUAAGUGUCGUCGGAGCAGCGACGUACAGCUUGAUGCGAAACCUUCUCAGCCCGGCCAAGCCCAAAGACAAAACCUUCCAAGAGCUGGUGCUUCUGAUGAAAAAUCACUUCGAUCCGAAGCCCAGUGAAAUUGUGCAAAGGUAUAAGGUCGACUCUCGCUCCCGCAAGCCGAAUGAAACCGUCAUGGAAUAUGUAGCGGAGCUGCGUCGCCUGGCACAGGAUUGUAACUAUGGCAACACGUUACAACAGAUGUUGAGAGAUAGGAUCGUCUGCGGAAUUAAGGAUGACCGAAUUCAGAGACGUCUCUUGUCAGAAAUAGAUCUCACUUUUGACAAGGCUCUGUCAAUUGCAGUAGCCAUGGAGACUGCAAAUAAAAAUGCACAGGAUCUGCAGACCUCAGGGGCGUCAGCAAAAUGUUUCAGUCUCGCUAGAGGACAACAGGAGAGUCGUACCUUUAAAGCAGAAAAUAAAGAGUGUUAUCGUUGCAAAGGAACCAAGCACACAGCAGCAGACUGUAAGUACAAACAAGAAAAAUGUCAUGCUUGUGGUAAAAUGGGACACAUAGCUAGAGCUUGUAAAAGCAAGACUAAACUGAACCAGAAAAAGUAUGGAUCGACAUAUGUAAAGAAAGAAAAAAAGCAGAGUUCACACUACAGUACUCACAAUGUGGGCGAGAAAGCAGAUAACAACAAAACUGAUAGCUCUGAAGAUGACUCUUUUAUGUUGAACUGUGUCAAGUGCAGUCAAGGGCACAAAAGAAAACUGUUCAAGUUAGGGUGUGGCAGUGCGGUACACUUAAGAAGAGUAGACCCCUACACUGUGGAUAUGCAAAUUGAUGGAAAAAAGGUGAACUUUGAAAUAGACACUGGAUGUUGCCUAACAGUCAUGAACGAAGCAACAUUCAGAGAAACAGGGAAAGACAGCAAGCCCCCCAGCCUGCAGCCCAUCAAAAUCAAGCUCGAAACUUAUACAGGGGAUCCUGUUAAGGUGAUUGGUGCAACACGAGUCAGCGUCAAAUACAAGCAGCAGAAAAAACAUCUGCCCCUGGUGGUGGUCGAAGGCGACGGCCCCAGCUUGCUAGGUCGAGCUUGGCUCGAGGAAAUUAAAUUGGACUGGGGUGAAGUGAAAAACAGUCCUAACAACAGAAAGCUGCACCAAGUCAAAACAACAGAGAAAACACUUCAGCAAGUGUUAAGUAAACAUGAAAAUGUGUUCAAAGAGGAGUUGGGCACCCUGAAAGGAAUGAAAGCUGCUAUUCAUGUGAAAAGUGAUGCCACCCCACGCUUCUUCCGUCCGCGUUCUGUCCCCUUUGCUAUGCGAGCAAAAGUCGACGAGGAAAUAGACCGACUGUUGAAAGAAGGCAUCAUCUCGCCAGUGAAAUAUGCUGAAUGGGCGGCACCAGUAGUGCCACUCCUGAAGCCCACAGGGACAAUAAGACUGUGUGGGGAUUACAAGCUUACUGUAAAUACCGUGGCUUCACUGGAGCAGUACCCCAUACCCAGAAUGGAGGACUUGUUUGCCACACUGUCCGGGGGUAAGCAGUUCUCAAAAUUAGACAUGAGCCACGCUUACCAGCAAAUCCUCUUGGACGACGAAUCGAAAAAGUGCGUGACAGUAAACACAUCGCGGGGGCUGUUCACGUAUAACAGAUUGCCUUUUGGAGUGGCCUCUGCUCCAGCAAUAUUCCAGAGGACCAUGGAAAGUCUUUUGAAGGGGAUACCUCAUGUAGCAGUGUAUUUAGAUGACAUCUUAGUGACUGGAGUGGAUGAAGUAAGCCAUCUACAGAACCUGGAUGAGGUGUUGACCCGGUUGGAGGAAGCUGGGUUGAGGUUAAAGAGGUGCAAGUGUGCCUUCAUGCAAGAGAAAGUGGAGUACUUGGGGCACAUAGUGGACGCCCAGGGGCUCCACCCAGUGGAAAAGAAAGUUAAAGCAAUCAUGGACGCACCUACCCCCACAAAUGUCACUGAACUGAAAGCAUACUUAGGUUUGCUAAAUUACUACAACAAAUUCCUUCCAAACCUGGCAACCCGGUUGGCACCCUUACAUGAACUUUUGAGACACGAGGUACGGUGGACAUGGCAAAAGAGACAAGAGGAAGCAUUCCAGAAAUCUAAGAACCUGUUGAACUCAGCAGAGGUGUUAGUUCAUUAUUCUGCUGACCGUGAGUUGGUUCUCUCAUGUGAUGCAUCCCCAUAUGGCGUAGGCGCCGUAUUGUCACAUAAGAUGGAGGAUGGAAGCGAGAGACCUUUGGGGUUCAUGUCACGCACACUCUCUCCUGCUGAGAAAAAGUAUUCUCAGCUUGACAAAGAAGGUCUAGCUGUGAUAUUUGGCAUCAAGAAAUUUCACAAAUACUUGUAUGGCCGAGUUUUCACGAUUUACACAGAUCAUAAACCCCUAAUCUCACUGUUCAAUGAAAAGAAGCCUAUACCUCAGAUGGGCUCACCAAGAGUACAAAGAUGGGCCGUGACAUUGAGUGCUUACGAGUACAACAUCAGGUACAAGCCAGGAAAACAUCAUGAAAACGCGGAUGCGCUCAGCCGGUUGCCGGUACCAGACUCAGCACCUGAGCGAGAGAUGGCUGAGCAGGUUUUGAUGAUGGAUGUACUGGAUGACACAUUAGUGGACACUGCACAGAUCAAACGAUGGACAGCUAAGGAUGUCUUGUUGUCGCAAGUCCACGAGUACACCUUAAAAGCCUGGCCAACUGAGACCGACACCUGUUUAAAGCCGUAUCGACAGAGAAAACUGGAACUGAGUGUGAGGGAUGGUUGCGUGCUCUGGGGAGCCCGAGUAAUUAUUCCCACCAAAGGCCGAGACAAAAUAUUGAAACUCCUGCACCAGACUCAUACAGGCAUGUCGAAGAUGAAAGGCUUGGCAAGGUCGUAUGUAUGGUGGCCAGGGAUGGAUGAGAACAUUGAAAGAGAAGUGCAGGCAUGUGAGGAGUGUCAGAAACACUCCAAGUCACCACCUACUGCACCAUUACACCCUUGGGAGUGGCCGGAGUCACCAUGGUCCAGAAUCCAUGUGGACUAUGCAGGGCCUUUCCUCGGGGAGAUGUUUCUAAUCAUUGUGGAUGCUCAUUCCAAGUGGAUGGACAUUUACCCUGUGAAAUCCUCUACAUCACAGGUAACUAUAGAGAAACUGCGCCAGAGUUUCAGUGUGUUUGGACUACCUAAAAUGUUAGUUUCAGACAACGGAACAUGCUUCACAAGUGCUGAAUUUGAGUCAUUCAUGAAGCAGAAUGGAAUUGACCAUGUAAGAUCAGCACCUUUCCACCCUUCUUCAAAUGGGCUGGCUGAGAGGGUGGUCCAGACCUUUAAGGAGGGGAUGAAGAAAGUCAAAGGUGAUACCUUGCAAACCAGACUGUCCCGAUUUCUGUUCAGUUAUCGCAUCACACCGCAUGCCACUACUGGUUUAUCACCUGCAGAGUUGAUGAUGUCACGGAGACUCAGAUCAGUUUUGGACUUGCUCAUGCCUGAUGUGAAAACAAAAGUGCAGCACAAACAAUCGAAACAGAAAGAAAAUCAUGACACCAAGAAAAGACUGAGAAGUUUCACACCAGGAGACAAGGUCUUCAUCAGAAACUACUCCUAUGGCCCGAAGUGGAUUCCCGCAGUCAUUGUGAGAGCAUCGGGUCCAGUGUCUUACAUUGUUACCAUUGGAUCAGGUCAAACUGUGAAGCGGCAUGUGGAUCAGGUGAGAGCAAGAGUGGCUGACACUGUUCCCAGUACACCAGACAGGGAGGUGGAGCCAUUGCUUGACAAAGAAUCAGUGCCUGAGUGCUGCUGGCCAUCAGAGUUGGACACAUCGCCACAACCUCCGGCAAUGGAGUUGCCUUAUGCUCCGGAGACUCCAGCUCCCGGAGACUCCUCAGGGACACCCGUGUUGCGACGUUCCCAGAGAGAGAGACGUCCACCAGAGACUUUAAAGGACUUUGUUAGGUAGUGUGAGAUCUUCCAGAAAUAGAGCAACAAUGCGCUCUGAUCUCACAGGAAGGACGUACCUUCCUAGUUAGAAAAAAAAAAAAGAGAAACAUGGAAACCUAUGUACAGUUGUAUGGUUGUAUGGUUACCUUAAUUACAUGUUGAUUGUUUGUUAAGCAUUCUUUAGAUAAACAGUUAUUUUGUAAGUCAAGGGAGUUGUUGACUUAAGGGGGGAGGAGAUGUGGUAUCGCAAGAAAUAAGUGGUUAUAUAAAUAUGAGUAUACAUAAUAGUUAUUAUUCAUAGAUACCUACAUCCUAAGUUCCUGUUAAUCUUCUGAAAGAAACAGAAUGAAUGUGUUGUUACAAUGGUAAUGCCAGGAGAGGCAGUAUUAGUUCUGUGUUACAUUAAUGUGUAAGGAAGUGGAAGAAGAGUGUGUCCUGUAGGAGGCAGUAGAAAAUGGAUGCUCAUGUUCUGUACAUGCCCUGAAAGUAAGGUUCAGUAAACCAGUGCAACGAUA